Hemisphaericaspora subhashii is the source of this 510-nucleotide messenger RNA. RefSeq lists its product as uncharacterized. The record is from RefSeq and is a predicted model, not a curated record. The transcript is spliced from 2 exons. Bases 1 to 510 code for a protein of 169 amino acids. Lineage: Eukaryota; Fungi; Ascomycota; Pichiomycetes; Serinales; Debaryomycetaceae.
AUGUAUUUGCGUCAUCAACAAAAUGAAGUGUUGCCUAAUGAAAAUGAUGCUGUUCCUUUAGGGUUUAUUCUGCGUUUUCAUGAAAUUACCCCUAUAAGACUAGGUGCAAUGGGUGGUGCUUUACACUGGAGAGAUGAAUUAUCAACAGGUAGUUCAAAAUAUUCCAACUGCUGUAAACAGGGUCGAAUUAAACUUCCUGAUUUUGAAGAACCUCCUCCAUUCCUUAAACAAUUAUUUGAGGGUCUUUCUCCCAUCGAGAAGAAUUUUAGACUGAAAAUUCGUAUGUAUAAUAGACUUUUCACCUUUACCUCCACUCGAACAAAUCAAAAUCCCAACCAAGGUUUUGCUCCUUUUAUGUUACUUGAUGCCUUUUAUCAAUUUCACGGUCCAAUGGAUCCUACGUUGGGAACAACUCCAGAUUACGCCCAAUUAAUGGUUUAUGAUCCACAAGAUGCAGCUAAUGCACUUUACUAUUUCCUUCGGGUGAUAGAGGUUGGCAUCCAGGUUUAA